Aegilops tauschii subsp. strangulata is the source of this 724-nucleotide messenger RNA. RefSeq lists its product as uncharacterized. NCBI's taxonomy places the organism in Eukaryota, Viridiplantae, Streptophyta, Magnoliopsida, Poales, Poaceae. Gene Ontology annotation, cellular component: mitochondrial large ribosomal subunit. Gene Ontology annotation, molecular function: structural constituent of ribosome. Gene Ontology annotation, biological process: translation. The record is from RefSeq and is a predicted model, not a curated record.
AAAACUGGACGGCCAGAUCGGCGCCUCUCCCACUCUCCGCCCGACCUUGCCGAAACCCUCCUUCCAAACUCCUAGUCCCGGAACCCCGAAGGCGAUCCAUGGCGGCGGCGGGGUGGCUCCGGCGAGCGGCAUCGGCGGUGGCGCUGCCUCGCAUGCCCUCUGGACUCACCAUCAUGCCAACCCCUCCCCCUGCUCCUCUCCCCGAGGCUCAGUCCCUCGUGCUCCCGGGCCUUGGCGCCGCCAUCGCCCCCGCGAUGGAACUCAUGGCCGUCCCCAAGAAGAAGAUCUCGAAAUAUAAGAGGGGUUUGAGAAAUGGGCCCAGAGCCCUGAAGCCUGUUCCAGUGAUUGUCCGUUGCAGGUGCUGCGGGCGAGUGAAGCUGCCCCACUUCUACUGCUGCAGCGGAGAAAAAGGGAACGCCGGUGACUCCAGCUCAUAAGCACCGGGUUUGCGCAUCAAGCUGUGGUGUGACAUCUCGUAGUACAAUGGAAAUCCCAGAUAUCACUUGUAUUCUGCUGCUAUCUCUUUGUGAGCAGUUCUCUAUGUAGACUUUAGUUUGUGUUUCAUAAUUUCGUGGCGAACUUAGUGCUGGUCGUUGCCAGGAGUGUGGGUGCUCUCUGAGAUGAGUGACGGUUGAUUAUGUGUUGCUAGCUUUCAGUAUGUAGGACGCCUUGUUCCUACAUCAAAAUAAAAGGAAAAGAAUGGUCCCAGUGUGAGAAAUUUAAA